Messenger RNA from Camelina sativa (false flax), 1137 nucleotides. RefSeq names its product putative pentatricopeptide repeat-containing protein At1g43010. The record is from RefSeq and is a predicted model, not a curated record. Gene Ontology annotation, molecular function: protein binding. Gene Ontology annotation, cellular component: mitochondrion. Lineage: Eukaryota; Viridiplantae; Streptophyta; Magnoliopsida; Brassicales; Brassicaceae.
UUAGCUAUAAGUGAGAUAGUUGUUGGGUCAUGAAUUUGGAAACAGUACUCCUCAGUGGAGUGUUAUCAAUCAUUUAUAACUUUAACUAAAAAAAGCAUGACUCCGAUUUUUCAACAACACGCACAGCGCAUUCAUGCUUUCGGUUACAAGAGUUCUUUGUUCCUUUGGUACACAACCCUAUGGCCACCAGAGGCAAGGAGCCAAACUCUGCAGGUUCGGAUCAAAGUGCCUUUACAUUCUUCGCAACCCUUGCUCAAUCAAUGGCAGCAACAGGAGAAACAGUUGCUCAUCAAGAGUCUCCCAGAUACUAGUCGAUUCUCUCAAGAACUCGAGGCAUCAAAAAGGACGGUUGAAAAAAAGGUGUGUACUCUUCUUGCGAAAGAUUAUGCAGCUCGUCUUCAUCUAAUUGAGUCAGUGUUGGGUUUGGAAGAAGCAGAGAAGUUUUUCAAAAGCACCCCUAUUUACGCCACGCUCUUGACCUUGUACACGAAAUAUGAGAAAACACUGGAAAAGUCCGAGUCCACUUUCAAGAAGAUGAGAGAACUCGGACUACUCUCAAAUCCUUCACCGUUCAACUCGAUGAUUUCACUUUACAGCCAGCUAGGAAAACCAAACAUGGUCGGUAUAAGCUAUUGUAUGAGACGGUGGAAGACAACAAAGUGAAACCCGACAAUGUCACUGCAAACCAUGUUUUGAAGGCAUAUGCUGCGGUACCCGAUGUAAAGGCGAUGCAUAAGUUCAUGAGAAUGUGGGUUGGUGACGAAGGACUCAAACUAGAGAGAGAAAUGGCAAAGGCAUACGUUAGAGUCUAUUCGGAGAUGUAUGGUGGGAAUGCAAGAGAGAUGCUGCGCACUCUUUGGGACGAGUGUAAGAAGAGUGAAGAGGGAUAUGAUCAGACCAUUGGCUCUUUCUCGAAACUUGACGAUGUCGAAGGAGAGAGGAUAUGUGUGGAGAGUGGAAAGAAAAUGAAGACGACGUAAAGGAACUGGUUACCAAAAAGUCAAUGAUGCUGUUACAUGUUUUGAAUCUGCUCUUCAUCUUGGUCACUUUGAGCCUUCCAUGUUUUGGUUGCCCCCCGGAUUUGAGCAUUCCUCUGGUUGUUAUGAGUGUUAUAUUGACGCACAUUAGUAUCACUCA